Molecule: messenger RNA, 314 nt
Organism: Dentiscutata heterogama
Lineage: Eukaryota; Fungi; Glomeromycota; Glomeromycetes; Diversisporales; Gigasporaceae
Source: the annotation of a GenBank genome assembly
CAUAACAAACCUACAAAAAAAUGUAAACCUCAAUAAAACCUGGGAAAAAAUACAAAGAGCAAUUCAAAAAGUGGCAAAAAGUACACUACCUAAAAAAGAAAAGACGCCUAAACUUCAAGACUACCAAAUUGAAAAUGAGGAGUUGAAGAAUUUGAGGAAAGAUAUAAGAGUAACGGGAAAAUGGUGUCGUAAGCUCAAAAAACCCUCACAUUUCGAGGAUACAACAAACUCAUAUGAAGAGCAGAUGAGCAAGGAAGCAAGAGAAUGGCUAGCAGUAUUAAAAGACAAAUAUAUAGAAGAUCAGUCUGAAGCAG